UCAAAAAAAAGUGUUACAAUAGAAAUCACGUUAUUGUGAUUCAAUUGUUUUGUAUCUGUUAUACAGGGAUUAUAUAAGUUUAAUCUUGAACGUCCGUCACCUCUUGCCGGGUUAUACCAAAGAAAACAACUUGAAUAUUGUAACUUGCAUUUUACAACACGUGAGUUAGAUUCUCUCUUGUUAAAUUACUCGUUUAGUCGUUAUAUCGAACUGUGUUGAACCGUUGGAUUUAUAUUAAAUCAAUUACCCAGUUGUUCUGUUCAAGGCGAUUUUAAAGUGCAAAACGUUUUGAUAUCAAUUAGAAGUGCAUUUACUGUAUAUUUGGAGUUAGACAAAUAAAUAACAACAAUCAAGCGUUUAACUGACGCAUUUAAAGACAAAUAAAAAUUUGUGGAAUUAAAAUUUUCAUUAAAAAAGAAAAAAAAACAAUAAGUGAUUUAAAAAGAAGAGAAAAUAAAGGAUUGAAAACAAUUGUGAACGGAGCCGAUCAAACACUUUUUGUCUUUUGGCACAAAUAAAAAACCAUACCAAAUGAGUACAGAAGACGAAAACAACAAUCAACACACAAAAACUUAAACCACAAAACCCCAAAAUUAUUAUGGAUUGGCUAUUAGCAUCUCCAAAAAUCCAAAGUGCAUUUGCAUCUUUGGGUAGUAUUGACGGAGGCUCAUAUGUUGUCAGUCCCAAUGCCCUGUCCAUCUUGGAAGAAAUCAAUUGCAAACUAACAUAUGAAGAUCAAACACUAAGAACAUAUCGUCGUGCAAUUGGUUUUGGCCAAAAUAUUCGUACAGAUUUAAUACCAUUAUUGGAAAAUGCCAAAGACGAUGAUGUUCUUAAUUCUGUUAUACGAAUUCUGGUCAAUUUGACAGUACCGGUUGAAUGUCUUUUCUCAGUUGAAGUUAUGUAUCGUACCGAAGUUGGUCGCACUACGGUCUUUGAAUUGAAUAAUCUUCUGUAUAAAAGUAAAGAAGCAUUCACCGAUCCGAAAAGCACAAAAUCCGUAUUGGAAUACAUGAAACACAUUUUGGACAGUAAACCGAAGUUAUCUCCAGAAAAAUGCGAACAAAUCAACAAUUGUUUGGUUUUGUUGAGGAAUAUCUUGCACAUUCCAGACUCAGAUCCAAAUUUGAUUGUGCCACAAAGACAGGAAUCAUCUGGUUCAAAGACUUCAAUGCAAAAUACAAUACUUUGGAAUUUGUUUGUCCAGAGUAUAGAUAAGUUGCUUUUGUAUCUAAUGACCUGUCCAAGACGUUCAUCUUGGGUCGUUACCAUGGUGCAGUUGAUAGCCUUAAUGUACAAGGAACAACAUGUAUGCACCAUGCAGAAGAUGUUGAAUAUGUGGUUUGAAGCUUCACUUUCUGAGAGUUCCGAAGACAAUGAAAGUAACACCACACCACCGUUACAAAAGAGUGGUGACUCAAGCCCAAUGCUAACGUCUGAUCCCACUUCUGAUUCAUCUGAUAAUGGAAGCGGUUGUAAGAAAGAAAGCCCAGAAGAUCGCAGACAAGCCUUGCGUGAAGAAACCGAUGCUACACUCCAAGAAGUCAGCCGAAUAGGACAUGAGUACCAGAACGCCCUCAUUCGGGUACCAACUAAACAACAAAUGCAUCAUCAGCAACAGUCAUCACAACAACAACAACAACAGCCAACACAACAACCAACUUCCAGUGCUGCACCACCAAAUCAACAGCAACCAGCUCAACUAACUCCUAGCACUACCAUGGAUGUCACAGUUUGUGAUGACGAAUCACAACAAACUUUUAAGCUACCUUCACAAAAAUCUCCUGCUCCAAGUAGUGACACCUCAAAGACAAAAGUUCGUCAUUCCAGUCAGGUUCAAUUGACAAGGGGCAAGAGUUCGCCAACAAAACGGGAGUGUGCUUCCUCACAAUCAGACCAAUCGGAUUGUGGUUAUGGGACACAAGUCGAAAACCAAGAGUCUAUUUCGAUUUCCAGCAACGAAGAAUAUGCACCUCACAAUAAGCCAGCCCAUCAAAAGCCACCGUGCAAUUCCAAACCGAGGACCAAACAUCGGGCUAUCCUCACUUUACUUGAUAAUAAGGAUCUUCGUCGAAAGAAGCUUGUUAAGAGGAGUAAGAGUAGUUUAAUUAACAUGAAAGGAUUAUUCCUACACACUCCUACAAGUGAAGACAUUUCCAAUCUCCUCAAAGAAUUCACAGUGGAUUUCUUACUUAAAGGCUAUGAUUUUGUUGUUGAAGAUCUUCAUAUGCAACUUCUUACGGAUGUGAAGAUAUUUAUGGACACAUCGCAUUUCUUUUGGCUGCUAACUUAUUUCCUCAAAUUUGCCGCACAACUUGAACUUGAUUUGGAGCAUAUGCAUUCAGUACUAACAUUCGAUGUGAUAAGCUAUUUAGCUUACGAAGGUGUUAUUCUUUGUGAACAAUUAGAGCUGAACAAACGAAAUGAGGGUACCGAUGUAAAGUCUUAUCUAAGACGUAUUCAUUUGUUGGUUACGGCUAUUAGAGAAUUUUUACAAGCUAUUGAGACAUACAAGAGAAUUACACAUUUGAGUGAAACUGAUCGUAAACACCUUCAUCGGCUACAAGUUCAAAUUAGCUCAGCUGAAGAUAUUCGAAAUUUAUUUGUACUUUUGAUGAGAAAUUUCAAUCCAAAUAUUCAUACAAAGCAGUAUUUGCAAGAUUUAAUUAUAACGAAUCAUAUGUUGCUACAGAUAUUGGAUAGUAUGACAAAAACUGAUGACAACGUUAAUGUUGAUAUGAUCAAGCAUAUAUCACAAUUUGCCACCCCAGAAAUUAUGUGCAACUAUGGAAUGUUACUUGAAGGUUUCACAGAAAAUGGAGAGUUUGUUAAUGAUUGCAUUUUCACAAUGAUGCAUCAUGUUUCCGGUGACCUGAGUCAAGUUGGAAUAAUGUUCCAACCAGUGAUUUUAAAAACAUUUUCCAGAAUAUGGGAAACAGACUAUGAGCUAUGUGAGGAUUGGGGAGACCUAAUAGAAUAUGUUAUCAAUAAAUUCAUUCACACUCCACAAAGAAGUCCUCUUAUUCUUCGAAAUUCAUCACUUACAGCGCUAACCAAGGAACACAAUCUCGAAAAUACUCAGUGCGCCAUUGUGUUGUCAAAUGGAGUUUGGGUACCAGCGGUGUCAGUCCUUAAAGGUGUCAAACGAUUGGAGUUAAAUAAUCCGUUCGGCAGCAUAUGGACACAAGAAGAAAUGAACACCCUAUACUGGUAUUAUGUCCAAGGAAAGAAAACUGACGAUGUUGUUGGAAAUAUUGUUCAACUAUUCCGUGAUAAUGGCAAAAAACAAAAGUCCAGAAUAUCAGUUAUUCAGCAGCUUUUGCAACAGGAUAUCAUUGCAUUGCUAGAAUAUGAUGAUUUAAUGAAAUUUGAAGAUGCUGAAUAUCAAAAGUCUCUUCUAUUGACACCAACUUCUACAUCAGAAGAAUCAGGAAUUGAUUCAAAAGAAUCAUCUGACAAACCAGUUGAUGAUCUUCAGGUUCUUCGUGAUUUAAUAAUUAAGGAACAGAAAUCCGAACUUUUGACGUGGCUACAAAAUGUGCUACUUGAAUGUUGUUACAUUAAACUUACCUUACAAAAGAAAUCUAUUACUCGAAAGGAUUAUGAUGAAUUGCCACAUAUUAUGGAACCUAUUGCCUAUCAUUGUAUUUUUAAAAAUGAAUCAAUUCCUAUUGUUCAAUGGAAUUCAGAACAAACCAGUACAAUGCUUUAUCAGCCUUUUGUUUUACUUUUACAUAAGCUUGGUUUUCAAUUACCUGCCGAUGCUGGUAGCUUAUUUCCACGCAUACCAAAUUUCUGGACUGUUGAAACUAUGUUUUCGCUGGCUAAAAAACUUGGCUCUUUGGAUGAUUUGAAUAUUAAAUUUGAUGUGAAACUUAUCAAAGAAUCAGCUAUUAGAAGUGAACAUUUGAAGAGAUCUUCAUUAACUGUUAUACAUGAAGAUCCAAGAGAAUGUUUAGGUAAAAGAGGUACACCAAUGUCGGAUGAUGAGAGUAAAAAUUGUGAAAAGAAUGGUUUGAGGGAUAUUAGUGCCUUCCCAAGACCAAAUCAAGCAAAUUCUAUCAUUAGAUUCACACCAGAUCCAGUUCCAUCGAAUUCAGUUCCAAAUUGGUUGCAGCUUGUUAUGAGAAGCAAAUGUGUACCAAGUGAUAGAUCUAAUAUGGGAUUCACAUUGCCAAACAAAGUAUUUGUAUCUAGUUUGACAAAUACACCACCAAUGGCGCCACCAUCGUUCCCCUAUUCUAAACUUGCCAAUUUAGAUGAUGAAACUAAUUUAAGCCAAGAACAACAACAAAACCAACAACAACAACAGCAACAACAACAAAUCCAACAACAAGCUCAAACACAAGAACAAGAACAAAUUAUUCUAGCGCCACAAAAAACACAACCACAACUAACAUCAAUGAACUCAUUCAGCGAUGACGAUUCGGCCAUGAUUGAUGAGAGCAUUAUGAAGUCAAUACAACGAAAUGACAGCAUUUCAAGUGGUUUCCACACCCAACGCAGUGGAAGCGGAACCUUAGACAUGGAUAGUGAAUAUUUUGCUAUGGUCUCGUCUGCAUUUAUGAAUGAACAAGCAAAGAAGAAGAAGAAUACUCGUAAGAGACUACAUCGUAAGAGAAUGUAGACGAUUACAGUUCUAUGAAUAUCAGGACAUCAAACAAAAACUGACGAUGUCGACUCCGUUACCUCAGAUCUAACUCACAUGAAUGUCAGCGACGAUGACGACAAAAACGAUUUUCCCUUAAAAGUCCUGGAAUAAUUUCCAGCGUUACGGGUUUUUACAACAACAUCGUAAAUACAAAAAACCUACAAUUUCCGUCCGUGUUUACUUCGUUUUUACAAUUUAAAAAGUUCUGCUUAAAAAAAAAAAGUACCUUCUACCUAAUAAAAAAAAAUUGCCUUUUCCCUAUAUAAAAAAAAAAAACAACCAUAACAUCGUAGCUGAAAAUUCAUGGAGAAAGAGAUAUAUUUUUUUAUUGUAAAAUGUUCUAUAAUACAUCAACCAUUUAAUAAAAAAAUUUAUAUUAAUCCGAUUAAAUACAAUUAAAUAAAAAAAAUUAUUGUUAAUUUACAAAUUUGAAUUUUAAUAAUUUCAAAACACCUUAGCACAAAUGCGUGCAUUUAUUUAUGUGAAUUAAUGUCCAAUUUAUUUAUGUUUAUGUGAGUUUACAACACUUAAGCUACUAAAGCUACUAUUUUUUGUCUUAAAAUUGUUUUAAAAUUAAUUUUACCAUUAAUUUGAACAAAAAAAAAAAUAAAAAUACAAUUUUGGUCAGUCUAAGAAAAAAAAAAAAUAAUAAUUAAAGACAAAAAACUUAUAUUUAUAAAAAGCAUCAAGCUAACAGGUACUUGGUAAUAGUUCAAAAUUAAGUGAGAAUAAGAGAGAGAUAGAGAGAGAAGAUUAGCAUAUAGUUUUGACAGAGUCACUGUGUUGGCUGUUGAAAAAAAUAUUUACAAUAAAUAAUUAAGUUAAAUUUAAAAAAAA
Molecule: messenger RNA, 5488 nt
Organism: Episyrphus balteatus (marmalade hoverfly)
Lineage: Eukaryota; Metazoa; Arthropoda; Insecta; Diptera; Syrphidae
Gene: tim
Product: protein timeless
Exons: 19
Coding region: 599-4627 (1342 amino acids)
Biological process (GO): DNA repair; DNA replication checkpoint signaling; replication fork arrest
Cellular component (GO): replication fork protection complex
Molecular function (GO): DNA binding
Source: RefSeq, a predicted model, not a curated record